AUGUUGGCGUUGAACGCCGUAACCCUAGUCGGAACAAUGAUCCGAGCAAACCACAUCAUCGUCGAAGCCGAGGACAUGGAAUUCGCCACCGUCUGGUGGUUCGUCUACGCGGGCAUCUCUUGCAUUCUCGUGCUCUUCGCCGGCAUUAUGUCCGGCCUUACCUUGGGCUUGAUGUCCCUCGGCCUCGUCGACCUCGAGAUUCUGCAGAGGAGCGGUACGCUGACGGAGAAGAAGCAAGCUGCUGCAAUUCUGCCCGUGGUACAGAAGCAACACCAGCUUCUAGUGACUCUGCUGCUAUGCAAUGCUUGUGCAAUGGAGGCGCUCCCAAUAUGCCUUGACAAGAUUUUCACUCCUUUGAUUGCUGUUGUGCUCUCUGUAACCUUUGUCCUCGCGUUUGGGGAGAUUAUUCCUCAAGCAGUGUGUUCAAGGUACGGACUCUAUGUGGGUGCCAAUUUCGUGUGGUUGGUUCGAAUUUUGAUGGUCAUUUGCUAUCCCAUCGCAUACCCAAUUGGAAAGGCUCUGGAUGUUAUACUUGGACACAGUGACUCCCUAUUCAGAAGAGCUCAGCUCAAAGCCCUCGUCUCCAUCCACAGCCAAGAGGCUGGAAAAGGGGGUGAACUCACACAUGAUGAGACGACAAUCAUUAGUGGGGCACUAGAUUUGACAGAAAAGACAGCGGAGGAAGCUAUGACGCCAAUUGAAUCAACAUUUUCCCUGGAUGUUAGGUCCAAAUUGGAUUGGGAAGCAAUUGGCAAAAUUCUUGCACGUGGUCAUAGUCGCGUUCCUAUAUAUUCCGAAAGUCCGAAGAACAUCAUUGGUCUUCUUCUGGUGAAGAGUCUUCUUACGGUUCGUCCCGAAACAGAAACUCCAGUUAGUGCAGUUUCUAUCCGGCGAAUGCCUAGGGUUCCAUCAGAUAUGCCUUUGUAUGAUAUCCUUAACGAGUUUCAGCAGGGAAGUAGUCAUAUGGCAGCUGUGGUAAAGGUCAAAGGCAAGACCAAAAGUCUACAAUCUACGACUGAUGGAGAAGUUUUCGACAAAAACAAAUUUGGGAAUUUUAUUUCCAAGUUGAGUACCCCGCUCCUGUCCAAGCAAGAUAAAUCAGAAAAUGUCGUGAUCGAAGUUGAAAAAGCUUCGAGGAACACCUCAAAUAAGAAAACACAGUUGCUUAAUGGCAUUGCCACGAACAGCUUACUUUCUGCUCCAGAGGAGAUUGAAGAUGGGGAAGUCAUUGGUAUUAUUACUCUGGAAGAUGUGUUUGAGGAAUUGCUUCAAGAGGAAAUUGUGGAUGAGACUGAUGAAUAUGUUGAUGUUCAUAGAAAAAUACGGGUUGCCGCUGCUGCAGCAGCUUCAUCUGUGGCACGAGCUCCAUCAACACGGAGGCUGCCUGGUCAAAGACCUGCUGCAGGACAAGGGAGGCAACAAGGGCAAACAAAGAAGAGGAGUGGAGGAUGA
Molecule: messenger RNA, 1452 nt
Organism: Linum trigynum
Lineage: Eukaryota; Viridiplantae; Streptophyta; Magnoliopsida; Malpighiales; Linaceae
Source: the annotation of a GenBank genome assembly